GCAAUUUGCAGACUGGCUACAACCCUGUGUAAAUCUGCGUGUUGUUUUUAUUCGUCACACACAAAGCUAUAUUUUUGUAUUGAAGCGGUUAACUGAUCAACUAAGUACAUUAGAAUAAAUAAUCUUUAACAUGUCCAGUGGCUGCUCCAACGCGAGGGAAAGGGACUAUUUACAUUUGCCGCGUAUCGAAAGUCACAAAGCUAGCAACAGGUAUAAACAAGUGCCCUCAAUUAUAAUGCAAUUGUUAAUUAACAAUAUUGCACACUUUUAUAGUUCGGCUACUUCACAUUCUUCGACGGCGUCAUCUUCGGAGAGUUGUUCCCGACCGCGCCGGUCGGACGGAGAGGUCUAUAACAACUACCGCAACUACAAGUCCACCUCGCAAUAUCGCCGACGCACGCCAUCGGGAUCUGUGUCGCCAGUACGUCACUAUUCAAGCCGCUCGUCGCGGGACCGCCAACGUUCUCGAAAUGCUCGUGAUCGUCCUCAGGCUAGCCGUUGCAUUGGUGUCUUUGGCCUGAACACCAACACUACCCAGCAGAAGGUACGCGAGCUAUUUAAUAAGUUUGGAGCUAUUGAACGCAUACAGAUGGUUAUUGACGCACAUACCCAUCGCUCCCGUGGCUUUUGCUUUAUUUACUUCGAGAAGCUUAACGAUGCUCGUGUUGCCAAAGAUGCUUGCACCGGCAUGGAAGUCGAUGGCCGUCGCAUACGCGUGGAUUACUCCAUAACACAGCGCGCCCAUACACCUACUCCUGGUGUAUAUAUGGGACGUCCAUCACGACGCUCUCGCGAUCGUGAUAAUGAUGGACAACGCCGUCGCCAUCGCGACUCAUCGUUGUCACAUUCGCCUUACGAUUCAAACAGACGCAAGUAUCGCUCACGUCAUCGCAGCCGCAGCUGCAGUUAUUCACGUUCCCGCUCACCACGCAAAUCUCGCGUGGGAUCACGAUACUAAGCCAGCCAAAUGAUCUCUGCUUGUGCGCUUAUUUUGCACAAAAUGGCUUCAGCAGGAGGGUAUAGACUG
This is a messenger RNA of Drosophila busckii, 1027 nucleotides long. Its product is annotated as transformer-2 sex-determining protein. The record is from RefSeq and is a predicted model, not a curated record. Gene Ontology annotation, biological process: positive regulation of mRNA splicing, via spliceosome. Bases 131 to 958 code for a protein of 275 amino acids. The transcript has 7 exons. Gene Ontology annotation, molecular function: RNA binding. Gene Ontology annotation, cellular component: spliceosomal complex. Lineage: Eukaryota; Metazoa; Arthropoda; Insecta; Diptera; Drosophilidae.